AUGGUUACGGUGCCGGAGUCCAAUCUCAGGCCUCUGUCAGCCGAAGAUCUGCAGGACUGCGACAUUGCUUUGGGACCUGCGUCAGACACCGGUGUCAUGGGGGCCGAGCUCACCGACAACCUCUCACAGAAAGGGUACGCCCUUUGCAAGCUCUUCAUCGCACCGGAAGACUUGACAGAGAUGGUGAGCACGGCAGACAGGUGCGUGGAGGGCGGGGCGUUUUCCCGACUUGCCCCUGAGCUUGAGACAGGCUACUUGGGCAAGGAUGGCAAAGGGAAGACGUUGUCUGUAGAUCUGGAAAGCACCGACACCGCUGACUUCCUUCGAGAGUCCCCUUUGAAGAUCUUUGAGGAUGCUAUAGAAACUGUUGGAACAUUACUUCGACCUUUCGUAGAAACCGAGCUGGGCUUCGAUAUCUAUAGCCGAAGCAGUACGAUGAUGUCACUUCCUUUCAGCGAGGAUGAGGAUCUCUACUCCGCUCCAGAGCUCGAGAAUGAAGAAGCUGCCAGCUUCCUCUCGAUGAUGUGGCGAGCGAAAGUCAUGAUCCUGCUCAAUUCAGGGCCUGGUGCCACUACGCUGACGCUGACUCCAAAGGCCAUCACUGAUCAGGAUCCUGUGGAGCCACAGCUUACCAUCCUGCCGGGGAUGCUUUGCAUCUUCAGCAUGGACAGGUAUAAGUUUUCGUGCAGCUCAGAUGAGAAAGCCUUGUCGCUUUCUGCUUUCUUUUUAGAUGCUCCACGCGAGUAUGUCAUUGACAACAUCACUGGGGACUUGACAUUCUUAACUGGCUCCAUCAGCGGGCCCUCGCAGCCAAAGACGACAGAAUGUGUGCCUGUCGUGUCCAUGGGCAUGAGAUAUGCCUUUGGUGUAGAUGAACCAUGGAAGACUUGGGUGGCUUACGCGAAAGCCGGCUGGGACACCAUUACAAGGCAUCCCACAGCCAGGUGGGAUCCUGAUAUGUAUUACGAUCCUGACGCAGACCAAACGUCUGGCAAGUCCUACACUUGCCAUGGCGGUUUUUCUGAUGGAAUAGAACUUUUUGAUUGCCGUUUCUUCGACAUAUCCCCAGCUGAAGCCAGAGGUAUGGAUCCGACGCAGCGCCAGGUGUUGGAGGUCUCCUACAUCUCCUUGCAGGGCGCUGGUUGGACCAAGAAAAGUUUGCAGGCCAAGCCUGCCAACAUUGGCGUUUUUGUUGGGCUGGACAAGAACGAAUGGAACAGCAUACCCAAGGACAUCUCUGGUGGCUUCGCAGCGUCAAGCGGAGCCAAUGCCAUCACGGCCAAUCGCUUCAACUACUGCAUGAACCUCAAGGGGGCGAGCAUGACAAUUGACACGGCUUGCUCUGCCUCACUGGUAUGUACUCACACAGCCAAGCUGUACUUGCUUCACAAGCACUACGACCCCUGCGAGGAUGCCAUGGGCUGCUGCAAGUCUAGUGCUUCCCUGGAAGUCUUACGGGACAGCGCUGGCUCGAGGGUGGCUGCAGCGCUGGCCCAGCGCUUGGUCCACCCUGGAGCUAGCGCUGCUGCAGCGUGGGCGGCCAUUGCUGGCGCCAGCGCCGUGCCACCGCUGGCUCCCUGGCUCGACGCAGCGCUGGCCCCGCGCUGGCGGCCUGGGCCACGGAGCCAGCCCUGGGCCAGCGCUGGCCCCCUGGGCCAGCCAGCCAGCGCUGCUGGGCCAACGCUGGCUGGACCAUCAUCCAGCCAGCGCUGGCGGGCAGCGCUGGCCCACUGCCAUCCAGCCAGCGCCGGCCCAGCGCUGGCUCCCCGACCAUCGAGCCAGCGCUGGGCCAGCGCUGGCGCGAGCCAGGUACCUGUGAACGUCGUCGUCUUGCGCGCGUGGCAGUUUUUCCCCCGUGUCCUUUCAGACUUUCGCACAUGGCCCGUCCCAGUUCAAGCCAACUUCGUCAGUUUCCGUCCAGAGCGUGAGCGGAUUCUGCUGCAGUGGACUUGUCUGGUGCUUCACGAGCCGACUUUGACCCUCUCGCCAGCGCUGGGCCAGCGCUCGGAAAGAUCACUGGCGCGGAGCUUCAGCAUUGCAAAGGCGCAGGGCGAAGGUGGCAUGUGCAAGGCCGCAAAGGAGAAGCCGAAGGAAACCAACAAAGGUCACACCAAGACCAACGGUGAAACGUUGCGUCAGCAGCUGGCAGCAGCGACACAAGCUCCAGUCGCAGAAGACAACGUUGCUCUCAACCGCAUGUUGCAACACCUCUGGCCAUAUCUGGCGGAACACACGACGAAGGAGCUCGCGUCACAGCUGGAGCCCUCCAUACGUCUUGCGUUGAGCAGGCUGCCUGCGCCUCUCAAUAGGUGCUCAGUAGACUUGCAGCGCUCAACGCUGGGAACGAGGCCCCUGCGACUGUUGGCACCGCAUGCGUCCUGGUCUGGCCCGACAACUUUCACAAUUAGCUUGCGACUUGAAUGGGACAGUGACAGUUCGGUCUACUUGAUGUUUACAGGCGCCACGCUGGGAAUUGUAAACCUCACAGUCGUUGGGAACCUGAUCGUCGAGUUUCUGCUUUGCUCUGGGGGCUCUCCUGGGUCUCUUCGCACCCUUCUCUCGGGUCUGCGCCUCUUUUUUCCAACGCCGCCAGAUAUCCAGUUUGAUAUCGAUCGUGGUCAAUUGGCAUUUGCCGUGAAUUUGGCGAUGCUGAAGCAAAUGAUUUUUGAAGCGAUCUCAGCGAGAUGGGCAGAGAAGUUGGUAUUUCCCAAUUGCCAGGGCCUUUCCUUGACCAACAGCCUUGACAUUCUGGAUGUGAAGAGGCCGCGGGUGGAAGGUUGUAUCGUCCUCAAGAUUUGCUCGGUCGACGGCCUUCCAGAGCCAGGCAAGUACCUCAUUCAGACGGUUUUUGGAUGUGAUCUUCACUCGGCCAGUUUCGAAGCGGAUGCCUGCUCGACUUGUCUUCAGGACGUGUGUUGUUUGCACCUCCUUGUGCGAGCGUGUGCUCAUCAGCGGCUUCUGGUGAAGCUCUUGCGAGGCAGAGCUAGCUGCCAGCAACUUGGCUACUUGAGCCUGCGAGCUGCUGAUCUCGUGAGUGCUGCGCGGAAUGGCUCCGGCACGUACCCGCUGCAGCCAAUCGAUGAGGGCAAGGGCAUGACGGCCCCGAAACAGACGCUCAACAUCAACUUGAACUGGUGGCCUGUUCAUGCUGCGCAGGAUGAGGAAGUCUCCCCGGCACUUCUUUCCGUCGGCAUCUACUCAGCGCUGGUGCCAAGCCUUGACGGUGUUUACUGGGUGGCAAUCCGACUGGUGAGUGGAAGCAAAGUAGAGAGGACGAGCCAGAGGAGCCCACAGCACGAACGUGUUUUGCAGGAUCCUGAGAUGUUGGAAGAUCAAGCUGGUGGCUGCGGCAAAGUCGAGUGGCUUGAGAGCUUCGAUUUCCGGAUUGAGGGCAGCGAUCCCAAAAUUCCAGCUCUGCUGAUCGAGCUGUGGCACAAGGCUCCCGGAAAGGCCGAAUCGAAAGUCGGAACCCAUCACCUCUCCCCAGGCAGUGGCACGCGCCGAUCGCUGGCUUUUGAAGGAUCGGCUGCAAGGCUUGAGUACCGAACGCAGCUGGCCUGCUUCUCCAGGUCGGAGGUCGACCCCGCCCUACUUGUAGACGGUCUUGCACCGAUGCAGGAAGUGGCGGAGUCCGUCACGGAGACUGGGAUCCCUGGGAUCUCAGUGGCUGCAUCUGCUGCCUCCGCUGCCUCCGCUCUCGCUUCGGCAGUGGAUGGCAUCGUUGCAUCUGGAGCUUCUGGAGCAGUCUCCACUGCUGCCACCACCGUUACCAGUGCUGUAAAUGAAAGCCUUGCUGCCAUGGAAGGUGCCUACAAUGGUCUUUCGGCUGCUGCAGGGGCGGGCAUGGAGGGGAUAUCCUCGACCUGGACGUAUGCCAUGUCGCAUGCAGACUCUCGACGGGAGGCACAGGUUCGACCACUACGCAGAAAGAAGCGAGACGAGCAUGCGGCUCAGAUCACUUUUGCAAUUGAGGGACUGGAGGGCUCAGCGAUUCAACGAGAUGUGACCUUGUGGUGCCAAGGUGCUGGACAGAGAGCGGUCGUCAUCUGCGGUGUCAAUCUGAGCUUGAGUCCAUUGACGUAUGUCAGUGGAUGUGGCGCAGGCAUGCAUUCGCACAUUGGCCGGUGUUUCACAUACAACUUCUCAGCGGACGGCUACACUCGGGGUGAGGCUACGGCAUCCACUGCCCUCAAGCUGAAGCCGUUCGAAAGGGAGCAGGGCGACUUCUGCAUUUUGGCAGGAAGCCAGGUUAAUCAGGAUGGGCGAAGUGCCUCUUUGACCGCUCCUAAUGGACCAGCACAGGAAAGAUGUGCUCAGGCUGUUAUGAAGGAAAUUGGCGUGAAGCCCCCAGAGAUUGAUACGACAGAAUGCCAUGGUACAGGCACGUCUUUGGGAGACCCCAUCGAGAUCGGGGCCUACAGAAAGGUCAUGGCUUCUGUGCCGAGGCAUGAGCCUGUGGUAAUCACGUCGUCAAAGAGCAACAUUGGUCACUGCGAAGGCAGCGCCGGAAUAUCCGGAUUCCUGAAAUGUGUGCUGCUGAGUCUGUACGGUGAGGGAACACCCAACUGCCACUUGAAUUGUCUGAAUCCGCAUCUGGACAUGACUGGAUUUCCCGGGAUCAUCACAACCGAGAAUCUUACUUUCCGUGCAGAGGCCUCAUACAACGGCGUCCUCUCGUUCGGUUUCGGCGGCACCAAUGCUUGUGCGACAGUAUGGGGUGUCAAUCAGAUGACAUCAAGAGGAGUUGGCACAAACAAGGAUCUAUACAGUCUCUUCAUCAGGAAGAUGCAGGAUGCUCCUCCUCAGGAAGUCACGAUUGUGGGAGAAGACUGGGAGGACUGGGAGAUGGGAGGACCUGACAAGGACGCAAGGUUCAAUGACAUCUUCGAGGUUGAGCUUGAUCCUGAUGGCGUCGUCAGCUACUGGAAAAAGGACAAGGAGGUACCUGAUCUGGGUUGCCCAUACUAUCUGACCGGAACCUUCAACGAUUGGAAGUAUGACGAAAUGGAAGCAGAUGCCAGUGUGCCCGGCCUUUUCUAUUCGACGAUACGCAUAUCUGCCAAUGUCGAAGAAGAGUUUCAGAUCCUGGCAGACAAAGAGCCGAAGAUGACUUUCCAUCCAUCAAGCAGGACAUCAAUGAAGUCUUCUGCUGUCCGCGGGCCAGAGGAGACAAAACGAGAAAACUGCUGGUGCAUCAGAGGAUCGAAAGGUGAGAGGUAUCGCGUUGAGUUCUACAGAUCUGACACGGGUGCUGCAACGGUGUCCUGGCUGAGAGAGCCGUAG
Molecule: messenger RNA, 5283 nt
Organism: Symbiodinium natans
Lineage: Eukaryota; Dinophyceae; Suessiales; Symbiodiniaceae
Source: the annotation of a GenBank genome assembly